Thalassophryne amazonica is the source of this 1187-nucleotide messenger RNA. RefSeq names its product cellular retinoic acid binding protein 2, a (gene crabp2a). The record is from RefSeq and is a predicted model, not a curated record. Gene Ontology annotation, molecular function: fatty acid binding. Gene Ontology annotation, cellular component: nucleus; cytosol. The coding region runs from base 188 to 673 and encodes 161 amino acids. Lineage: Eukaryota; Metazoa; Chordata; Actinopteri; Batrachoidiformes; Batrachoididae. The transcript is spliced from 4 exons. Gene Ontology annotation, biological process: fatty acid transport.
CUUCACCAGCACCUUUGACUUCAGAGCAAUUCCAUUGCAUCGCACCGCAUAUAACGCGCGCCGGCACAAAGGAGAACGAUUUGGAGUCAGAGCGCUGACUGCUGGACACUCAUCCCUGGAGUAACGGGACAGAAGCAAACCGUCCACUGUAAAACGCUCCUUUGGACCAUUUUGCGCACAAACGCGAAUGGACAGCGUCAAACUUGGACCUGACAGUUCAUUUAAGGUCAAAUUACUAACAAACAUGGAGCGCAAAAUCCCUGACUUCUCCGGCACCUGGGUGAUGAAGAGCUCAGAAAACUUCGAGGAGAUGUUGAAAGUGUUGGGUGUAAAUGUGUUACUGCGGAAGAUCGCAGUCAAGGCGGCCUCCAAACCGCUGGUGGAGAUCACACAGAACGGAGAGACUCUGUCCAUCAAGACAUCAACCUCCGUCAGGACCACCGACAUAACCUUCACCGUGGGACAGGAGUUCAGCGAGGCCACAGUGGAUGGACGCCCAUGCACGAGUUUUCCAUGUUGGGAGACAGACAGCAAGAUCAGCUGUGAGCAGACUCUGUUGAAAGGGGAAGGACCUAAAACCUCCUGGACCCGCGAGAUAACCAAAGAAGGGCAGCUGAUCCUGACAAUGCGAGCGGAUGACGUGAUAUGCACCAGACUCUAUGAACGGCAAUGAACAAGAGCACUUCUCACUUUUCACCCUUCCAGCCUGUCUCUCCCGCCUCACCGCUCCCGUCACUCCCCGAUGUUGAUAGCCACAUGUAGAAUGUAUUUUUUUUUGUGCCAUAAUGUACCCACAGUAUAUGUCGUAUAAACUUUGUCCGUAGCUCCUGAGUUAUCCGUCUGUUUUUGCAGCUCCUGCUUAUGAUUUCAACAUGUUGUCUUGUAUAUGUGAUUUGACUGACAGUCAGCACAUUUGGCGUUACACGUACAUGUGCAUGGUUGCAGCAGAGGGUGUUAUCGAUGAUAUUUGUUGUUUUGUGGAAACCAAAUUGUGAGCUGUUUCAGCUCAGUUGUGACCCUCCUUUAUUUCUUUAACCCUGCUCCAUAACUUUGACAUUUUCUAUAGAAUGACAGCUUUUUGAUAUUUAUUAUCACGCUACUGUCUGAUACAGUACUGCUUGAGUUUUUACUUUGAGUCUCUUUUAUAUGACAUGUCUGAAGACUUUCUCAAUAAACCAUAAUAUUAC